CGGAGCUCGAGCAUGGCCGGUGGCGCUCUCCAGGCGGCCCUCGCCGCCGCGCUACUACUCGCCGGCUGCGGAGGACGCUGCCCCGCCGGCGUCGAUGGUCACGGAGGCGGCGGCGGUGGCGGCGCGCCGUCGUCCGCCGCGCUGGCCGGAGAUGACCAGCGGCAGCUGAAGCUGGACGCCGUCAGGCACCAGAUCCUCUCCAAGCUGAGCCUACGCGAGCGGCCACCCCAGCGUCGGGAGUCCGCGCCGCCGCUAGCCCGCGAACUGGCCCUCGAGGCACUGCGCAGGGUGCAUCUGCUGCCCGAACCACGCGCGCUCGAGGACCAAGGGGCGCCCGACCCGAGGCAGGAGGACGACUACUACGGACGCACGGCCGAGAUCAUCGCCUUCGCCGAACCCGGUCAGUUUUUAUUUCCGUCCCCUCCCCGCGCCCAUCAUCUAUGCAUCUUGUUAUUUAUUUUCCUUCCACUUUCGGGACCUCGUUUUCUCCCGCAAGAACGUUCUUCCUCGCGCUCCUCCUCUCCCCUCGCUUCUCUCCCACCCCAACGUCACAGUCACGCAAGACGUCCGUUACCGCAUCUGUCCCGCCGUUGA
This is a messenger RNA of Rhipicephalus sanguineus (brown dog tick), 594 nucleotides long. Its product is annotated as growth/differentiation factor 11-like. The record is from RefSeq and is a predicted model, not a curated record. NCBI's taxonomy places the organism in Eukaryota, Metazoa, Arthropoda, Arachnida, Ixodida, Ixodidae. The transcript has a single exon. The coding region runs from base 13 to 594 and encodes 193 amino acids.